Messenger RNA from Athene cunicularia (burrowing owl), 1561 nucleotides. RefSeq names its product frizzled class receptor 8 (gene FZD8). The record is from RefSeq and is a predicted model, not a curated record. Lineage: Eukaryota; Metazoa; Chordata; Aves; Strigiformes; Strigidae. Gene Ontology annotation, molecular function: Wnt receptor activity; Wnt-protein binding. Gene Ontology annotation, biological process: canonical Wnt signaling pathway; non-canonical Wnt signaling pathway. The transcript has a single exon. The annotation marks the transcript as partial. Gene Ontology annotation, cellular component: plasma membrane.
GCCGAGCACGUGCGGUACGAGAGCACCGGCCCCGCGCUCUGCACCGUGGUCUUCCUGCUCGUCUAUUUCUUCGGCAUGGCCAGCUCCAUCUGGUGGGUCAUCCUCUCCCUCACCUGGUUCCUGGCCGCCGGCAUGAAGUGGGGCAACGAGGCCAUCGCCGGCUACGCCCAGUACUUCCACCUGGCUGCCUGGCUGCUCCCCAGCGUCAAGUCCUUCGCCGUGCUGGCGCUCAGCUCCGUGGACGGUGACCCCGUGGCCGGCAUCUGCUACGUGGGCAACCAGAGCCUGGAGAACUUGCGGGGCUUCGUGCUGGCACCGCUGCUCAUCUACCUGGCCAUCGGCUCCAUGUUCCUGCUCGCUGGCUUCGUCUCACUCUUCCGCAUCCGCAGCGUCAUCAAGCAGCAGGGUGGCCCCACCAAGACCCACAAGCUGGAGAAGCUGAUGAUACGCCUGGGGCUCUUCACCGUGCUCUACACCGUGCCAGCGGCCAGCGUGGUCGCCUGCCUCUUCUACGAGCAGCACAACCGGCCCCGCUGGGAGGCCACGCACAACUGCCCCUGCCUGCGCGACCAGCAGCCUGACCAGGCCCGCCGUCCGGACUACGCCGUUUUCAUGCUCAAGUACUUCAUGUGCCUGGUGGUGGGCAUCACCUCUGGCGUCUGGGUCUGGUCUGGCAAGACCCUCGAGUCCUGGAGGGCCCUCUGCACCCGCUGCUGCUGGGCCAGCAAAGGUGCUGCCGUGGCUGGGGGCACGGGGGCAGGAGCAGGCGGGCAGGCGGCCAUCGCUGCCACAGGAGGACUUGGGGCCGGAGGCGGUGGCUCCCUCUACAGCGAUGUCAGCACUGGCCUCACGUGGAGGUCGGGCACUGCCAGCUCCGUCUCCUACCCCAAGCAGAUGCCCCUGUCUCAAGUGUGAGGAGGGGGAGAGAGGCCAAAGGUUAGGGAAUGAGAGGGACACUGGCCUGCCUAAAAUGCCCCCUCACUGUUUGGUGCCAUUAAUGAACCCCUAAUGGUCCUUAUUAGCCACAGCUUGUAUAGAACAAUGCAGCUGGCAGAGGCCCCAGGCUCCAGCCCCCUCCUCCUUCCCCGCCAUUCAUAUGCAGGGAGCAUGUACUUCAAGGAGCCAGCUUAUUAUUUUGCUGGCAGAGGAGGGUGGAGGCUCACCCCUGUCUUGCAGAGGGCAAGGCGCAGCGGCUUCUGAUUCACGCUGGACUAACAGCAUCUCUUCCCUCGUGGGAGGGGGAGGGUCUUCCUCCCCUCAGCCCGAGGUGGGAGCCUGCCAGGACUGCAAGGUUUUUGGGAUACCGGUGACCAGGCAAAUGCCUUACAGUACAAACUGAAUCAAAACAUGUCUUAAUUAUACACCCCAGCUAAAUACGGGUUUACUACAUUAAAGGAUGUAUUUAUAUAAUUAUUUGUUACCUUGUACAGAUGUGUAAAAUAUGUAUAUAUCCAAAGAUAUACAGUCUGUAAAUUUUUUUUGUAAAAAAGUUUAGAGGCUACCCCUGUAAGAGCAAAUAUGAGUAUUCUAUUUUGUCAAUAAAAUGACUUUUGAUAAGUGA